Caenorhabditis bovis is the source of this 2808-nucleotide messenger RNA. Lineage: Eukaryota; Metazoa; Nematoda; Chromadorea; Rhabditida; Rhabditidae. The record is from the annotation of a GenBank genome assembly.
AUGACCUCAAACGAGUAUGUCCAUUUGAUGCUUUCAUUGAGAAGUAUCGGAUUCGGGAAAACAGCGUUAGGAAAGACGAAAUUUAUUUCAACUGGAUUAUCUCCGAUGUGGGAGGAUACAACCAACGAUGAUGGAGUGGAAGAAGUCGCGAAAAAAGCGGCAACGAAAAUUUUGAUUAUUGAUGUUAACAGCCAAGUGAAAGACUUGAAAACUCUUCAAUAUUUUCAAGACAAUGCUAUCAAAGCGGUAAGAGAGGCGCCGAUUAAUUGCAAAACUGCGGCGUGCUUGCAAGCCGAAACUGGAGUGGGAACCGCUUCGUAUGCUCGACAUCUGUUUGAUGUGUUUUAUUUGUAUGGAAUUGCUCUCGCUAGUCUCAACUCGACCGACCCGAAGAUCUAUAAUAACCUGACGGCGCUCAAAUCCAAACUUCUCACUUCAUUUGAUGGAUUAACCGGAAGUGUGAUCCUUAAUAAUAAUUUGGUUCGAAAGCCAUUCUAUCAAGUUUUUGGGUUAACUCAAGAAUAUGAGCAAACGACAUUGAUGAAUAUUACAUAUGCUGAUGAUUCGCCAUUGGCGCAAAUAUCAAGUGCUUAUGUUGAUGAAUCGAAAACAAUGUGGAGUUGGUGGAAUAGAAAUAGACCAUUGGCUACUCCGAUCUGCGGAUUUUACCUCAUACUUCUCGUUGCUUCUGUUGUCGUUUUAGCCUCGCUUUUGAUAGUUGGAUGCAUUUUUGCCAUGUGCUUAAUACGAAAUAAGAAGAUUGAACAAGAACGACAAAAUGCAGAAUGGCAGAUUCCUUUCGUAAAGUUGUUAACUGUGGAAAAGAAAGAACGAGGAUCGACGAGUAAAAGAAGCUUGCAAUCAACACCAUCGACAAUUACGGGAGACAGCAAAUUUUCUCAUGAAAAUGAGUUUGACGAAAAUUAUUCGUUGCGAAUUUACGGCAAAGAGGUGGUUCUAACGACGAAUCAUGUUGCAACCAAUCUAUCAAAACUCGACUAUGACAAGUUUGUCAAGAUGCGAAAAUUGGACCAUGAUAAUAUAAACAAGUUCAUUGGAUUAUCGAUCGAUGGUGUCAUGUAUGUUGCAGUAUGGAAGCUGUGCGGUCGAGGAAGUUUGAAAGAUAUCAUAUCAAAAGGCAAUUUUUCAAUGGAUUCAUUCUUUAUGUUAUGUAUAAUUCGCGAUAUUGCUGAGGGAUUACGAUAUUUACAUGAUAGUUUUCUGAAAACCCACGGCAACUUACGCUCAGCGACUUGCCAUGUCAAUGAUAGUUGGCAGGUGAAGCUCACCGAUUUCGGUUUAAGCAACCUGCAGGAAGAGGAAGUGCCAUCAAAGCGAAGAUUGUUAUGGGUUGCUCCAGAAGUUAUUCGAGGAUCACUCGGUCCGAAUCAAUUGGAACCGUCAGCCGAUGUCUAUUCCUUCGCGAUAAUUGCGAGCGAAGUGUUAACAAAAAAAGAAGCAUGGGGUUUAUUGGAUCGCAAAGAGAGUGUCGAUGAAAUCAUUUAUCAAGUGAAGAAAGGCGGACAAUACCCAAUGAGACCCGAUCUAGUGGAAAAUGAUUAUGAGAUAAAUGUGGAUUUGAUUCGUCUUGUUAAGGAAUGCUGGAGUGAGACUCCUGAAGAUCGUCCAACUACUACCAUAAUCUGCAAAACACUUAUCGAACUGAUGCCAAAAACAAAAACGAAUCUAAUGGAUCACGUAUUCAAUAUGCUCGAGGAAUACACGACGACUCUGGAAUUAGAAGUGGAUGAUCGGACGAAAGAAUUGACCCUUGAAAAAAAGAAGGCCGAUAUAUUGCUAGGCAGAAUGCUGCCAAAACAAGUUGCAGAGCGUUUGAAAGCUGGACAAACUGUCGAACCGGAAGGAUUCGAUUCGGUGACGGUGUUCUUCUCCGAUGUUGUCAAGUUCACUCAAUUAGCCGCAAAAUGCUCCCCAUUCCAAGUUGUCACACUUCUUAACGACUUGUACAGUAACUUCGAUACGAUAAUCGAGGAGCACGACGCCUACAAGGUCGAAUCGAUCGGCGAUGGAUACCUUUGUGUGUCGGGACUCCCAAUAAGGAAUGGAUUCGCUCAUAUCAAACAAAUCGUCGACAUGUCAUUGGAAUUCAUGUCAUAUGUAAAAAAGUUCAAAAUUCCACACCUGCCGAGAGAAUAUGUGGAAUUGAGAAUAGGUAUAAAUAGCGGACCAUGUGUUGCCGGCGUUGUUGGUUUAAGUAUGCCUCGCUAUUGCUUGUUCGGUGAUACCGUUAAUACUGCUUCGAGAAUGGAGAGCAACGGAAAAGCAAGUCACAUUCACAUGUCAAGUGCAGCUCAUUCUCUUCUGACAAGUCAUUAUCCGCAUCAGUAUGAGACAUGCUCAAGAGGAGAAGUCAUUAUAAAAGGAAAAGGUGUUAUGGAGACAUUUUGGGUGUUGAACCGCCUUGAAGAUGCGACUGUUAGGAUGGCCACUGCUGUGAAAGGAAAAAUCUUGGCUGUCAUCGGAGACGAAGACACUGUUGUUGGAUUUUUGCUCGGAGGCGUUGGCGAGCUCAACAAGGCAAGAAAACCAAACUAUUUGAUUGUCGAUAAGCAAACGGCUGUGCAAGAAAUUGAAGACGCUUUCAAGGGAUUCUGCGCUCGUGACGACAUUUCGAUUAUUCUUAUCAAUCAGCACAUUGCUGAAAUGAUUCGUUAUGCUGUUGACCAGCACACUGCUUCUAUCCCAGCCGUUCUUGAGAUUCCGUCGAAGGAGGCCCCAUACGAUCCAAGCAAGGACAGCAUUCUCCACAGAGCUCGCGGUCUCUUCAACCCAGAAGACUUCCGAUAA